GAACUGUGCCCGUGCUGUAAACCCCUGAUCUUCUGAUGGCUAUAUAAGCAGCUAAUCGUCUUCAGUAAUAACUAUUAGGCAAUCAUCAAAACCUUAAACACAAUGAAGACUGCAGCAGUUAUUGUUUUUCUAGUCUGUCUGCUUGCUACAGAAGUACAAGGGCAGAACCAGAUUCACAAAGGCAGAUGCUUCUGUGCUGACAAAGGAGUGGAUGUGGUUUUACAGAGGAACAUUGAGAAGUUUGAAAUCAUCCCUCCAAGUCCAUCUUGUGGAAAACGGGAGAUUAUUGUCACUUUGAAGAGUGCAGAGCGGAAAUGCUUGAAUCCAGAGUCUAACUUCACCCAGAAUUUAAUCAGGAGGGUUCUUGAAAAGAUGACCCAGCAGUAGGAUAUGCUCAGUGUGAAUCUGGAUUAGCUGCUGUGUUACGCCACUGAAGAACAUCCUGAUAUCCAUCAAACGCUGUAUGACCUCUAGCUGACAGUUAUCACGUUUGACUAGAGAACAUCUGUAUAAACUGUUUAGUAGUGUAAAUAAUUGCUUGUUAAUUUAUGCAACUGACUGUGUAGUAAUUACAAAUUUUAUUCUUUCUUUUAAAAUAUUUUUCUUGUUUUAUGUUAAUCUUUUGUGCAGGGUUGUUACAAUCCAUUAAUGGUGUUGAAUUAUUUUAUUGUCCAUCUGUGUUCACUCUGUUAUCAAAUAAAUUUGUAUCCCUUAAA
This is a messenger RNA of Megalobrama amblycephala (Wuchang bream), 716 nucleotides long. RefSeq names its product C-X-C motif chemokine 11-6-like. Gene Ontology annotation, cellular component: extracellular region. Gene Ontology annotation, molecular function: chemokine activity; CXCR chemokine receptor binding. Gene Ontology annotation, biological process: cellular response to lipopolysaccharide; neutrophil chemotaxis; chemokine-mediated signaling pathway. The coding region runs from base 103 to 387 and encodes 94 amino acids. NCBI's taxonomy places the organism in Eukaryota, Metazoa, Chordata, Actinopteri, Cypriniformes, Xenocyprididae. The transcript has 4 exons. The record is from RefSeq and is a predicted model, not a curated record.